Penicillium coprophilum is the source of this 609-nucleotide messenger RNA. RefSeq lists its product as uncharacterized. NCBI's taxonomy places the organism in Eukaryota, Fungi, Ascomycota, Eurotiomycetes, Eurotiales, Aspergillaceae. The record is from RefSeq and is a predicted model, not a curated record. The transcript has 2 exons. The coding region runs from base 1 to 609 and encodes 202 amino acids.
AUGGAUAAUCUCUCGCUUCCCACUGAUGAUGAGCUCCUCCCAGUCCUGCGUGAGAUUUGCACCAGCACUACUGAUAUUGGCUGUGCUAAGCUUCUCGACCGUCGCAAUUUAAAUCUUGCACAUAAUAGGCUGGAGAAUAUUGGCCGUCCAAAAACGGAGAAGGAUCGUCUGGCAAUGGCGAUGGCAUGGCCGUUGUGGUGCUUGUUCGACUACUGUUGGGCAGCGGCACAGAUCGCGGGGGUUGAAAAGGAAGAUAUUGGACGACAGUUGGAAGCAGAAUAUGGGGUUAACACGGUUCCAUUUCUACCCUCUCUGCCCACGCCGGCGGAAGUUGAGGAGCGAAAGACAAAAUUCAAGAUAGAGAGCAUGGAGAAGUUGCGGCAUAUGCUCAAAAACCUGGGAAUCCGAACACUUAUCUCCGUCGAUGCGCAUGGAGAGCCUAUUUGGGACGAGGCGAAGCAUGGCGAGUUUUGUGUUCUAGUCAUGAUGGUUGAUAAAGGACGUGGCUUGGAAGACUUUGGCCCAGAUGAACGUUGUUUAUUUCCACAUGGUGGCGUUUUUCCUUUGGGUCUCUUCAGGUCAAAUAUAUUGAUGAAUUGCAGCAUUUAA